AUGGAAUUGCGUCAGGUCCUUGAACGACUGGAAGAGGCCCACGCACAGAUAGAACGCGUUCGUGAAAUCUGCGGGGCCUCAUCUAUAUCAUGUGGAGUCCUUCAUUACGGUGAUAUCAUCUAUACGAAAAGCGUCGGACUGAGAGACCAAGUGCAGCACCUGCCGGCAGAUUCACAGACUAUUUAUCCCCUGGCCUCGGUAUCAAAGGGCUUCUUAGCCGCUGCCGUGGGAAUCCUGGUGGAUAAAGGUAAGCUUGAUUGGCAUGUCCCUAUCAGCACAUAUCUACCGCAGUUUGAUCCCGUUAAUGAUCGAGAUUUGGGAGAAUAUGCCAAUAUUAUUGAUCUACUAAGUCACGCUACCGGGCUAGCACAGCAUGACCUCCUCCAUAUUGGGCCAUUUGGGUCAAUAAUCAGUGACUCGUCUAAGCUAGUUCAUUUACUUAAUGCAUUGCCAACAUCCAAUAGCCAUGGUUCAAGGUUUCGCCGGUGGUGGCUUUACAACAAUCAUGUCUCAGCACUGGCGAGCCAAGUGCUUGAGAGCGUCUCGGAUGGAACGUGCUACCCUGAGUUACUAGAGCAACGUAUCCUACGUCCUUUACGCAUGUUCCGGACUUUUGUCUCCAUGAACAAAUUCAACUCGGAUUCAAAUAUAGCCUUACCCUAUGCUCGCCUAUCAAAUAGCUCCUUCGCGAAACUCCCGUUCCCCGAAUACCUUCAAGAGAAAACCCACAUUCUUGCAAGUCAGGGGGUUACCAGCUGUGUCCAAGACCUAUUAAUUUGGGUCAAAGCGACAUUAGAACGUGAAUCGUGGGAGCAGCUCCAUGCUAAAGAGAAGCUUGAGCGGCCGGUUCCCCCAAAUAACCCACUGCGACAAAUAACAACCAUCCGCCAUGGUCACUAUCCACAUCCUUUCGACGAUGCUCCAGGUUACCCGAGCUAUUACUGCCUAGGCUGGUUGAGUCUUACUCUCCCAUCCUCAAACCUCGGCAUGAUUAGCUUCAAUAAAGAGACGCGCCGCUCAGGCGACCAUCUUGAUUAUGUACUAGGCAAGGAUUCACCACCUCUCAAAGUCAUACUACACAAUGGAAAAGCUCCUGGCUACAAUUCCGCCGUAUACACUUUUCCCGAGACAUCUAGUGCAAUUAUUGUUCUUGCCAGUGGAGCUACUGAUGGUGAUCCUGCUGACUGGAUAGACCUGGCUGAAAAGGAAGCCGUACUUAGUUGGCGAUGGUUCGAUGAUUACAUCCUGCGUCCAUUGCGGGAAGAUUUACAAAAGAGUGAAGGAGAUAGUGGCGCUAGUGACAGCCAUCUACCCAAUCUUAGAACAUAUGAAGGUCAUUAUCGGAACGCUCAUCUCCUGACUACCCUCAAUGUUCGCUUCAACGAAUCGAGGUCUGAUCUUGCUGUGUCUUUCAACCAUCGAACCGAUAAAGAGUAUCUAUUAAGGCUCCAUAAAGAGCACGAAUUCAGCUUCCUUCCCCUUGACCGUGAUUCUUGGCUACGCGACUGCAUGUUGGAGGUAUUCGACUACCGAACGGGGAUAUUGAAGUUUACGCGUACAGGGGACGGUGAUGUUUCUGGGCUAUGGUGGAAGUGGAGCGCUUGGGAGGAGGCAUCUCUCUUCACGAAGCAGACUCAUACGUAA
Aspergillus pseudotamarii is the source of this 1644-nucleotide messenger RNA. Its product is annotated as serine hydrolase domain-containing protein. The coding region runs from base 1 to 1644 and encodes 547 amino acids. NCBI's taxonomy places the organism in Eukaryota, Fungi, Ascomycota, Eurotiomycetes, Eurotiales, Aspergillaceae. The transcript has 2 exons. The record is from RefSeq and is a predicted model, not a curated record.